Messenger RNA from Diaporthe batatas, 2808 nucleotides. RefSeq lists its product as uncharacterized. Bases 286 to 768 code for a protein of 160 amino acids. Gene Ontology annotation, cellular component: tRNA-intron endonuclease complex. Gene Ontology annotation, molecular function: nucleic acid binding. Gene Ontology annotation, biological process: tRNA splicing, via endonucleolytic cleavage and ligation; tRNA-type intron splice site recognition and cleavage. The transcript has a single exon. NCBI's taxonomy places the organism in Eukaryota, Fungi, Ascomycota, Sordariomycetes, Diaporthales, Diaporthaceae. The record is from RefSeq and is a predicted model, not a curated record.
GUCCAGUAUAGACUCGACAGAUAGCAGAGCAGGGAGGAUGCUCUGUACCUACUUAAGUAGGUACGGAGUGCUUGAGAUUUUGACUUAUUGUCAGGGUUAGACCCUAAGACUGGGCCCGUCGACAACCGACAUGGGACUUGGGUUGCUAGUCGAAUAUUUCACUGAAUUCCACCAGCAACUAACUAAUUCAUCAGACCUCCUAAGUUUUGUAUCAUCAAAACCACAAACUCACCUCCUUGAUUUCUCCAAACACAACAUACACCAGACAAAAAUCAUCCUGCCAGGAUGCAGUUCCCCUCUCACCUAGAAGGCCUGGCAAAGGUCGUGCGCGACAACCUAGAAAACUCGCAGGACUGGAAGCACGUCACAUCGCACUCGGAGCCCUCACAGCCCCGGCCCCUGCUCUCCGGCCUGCCCCCUCGCCGCAUGUACGUCCACCCGGACGAGCAGAUCGACAUCAUCAAGGCCGAGAAGGCCCUCGGCACCACCGUCCCGCACCAGGAGCCCGACUACGAGUGGGUCCUGCCCAUCCACAUCUCAGAGAAGCCCACGCUCCGCGCCUUCGCCGCCGUCUUUGACGCCCUCGACGCCCUGCCGCCUGCCACCAGGCUGGCCGAGGCCGACGCUGGGGGAGAUGCCGCGCCCGACUGGAGGAAGUGGAGGGGUGCAUGGCGCGGGAAGAGAGUCCUCCUUGCUACGGUUCACAACGACUCUACUGUAGUCUACUACAUGAUGCACGAUGGCAUUGUGAAGCCGAGACAGAACUAAGGGGCCAGACGGUGGUACUCAUUGGGGCUCGACUUAUUUUAUCGCGUUCACUGCAGACCCUGAAGGGCUUGAGACCUGAGGUCUGAGGCGCUGAGUGGCUACCUCGUGAUGGCAUGAGGUAUCUCGCUCAGGUUUCUUGCCCGGCUCAAGGCCUGAAAAUAACCUUCUGGACCUUCAUCUUGUCGAAGAUGUCAUAGCCUUCUACCGCAUCCGUCAGGGGCAUGAUCUUGUCGAACAUGAAGCUACGAUAAAAGUCAGAAAAGGGUAUCCAAAGCGGCCUGGGCGGCAGCGAGUGCAAGAUGGGCUCAACUCACCUCAGCUUGUCCUGCUUCUUCGCCAGCAGGGCUAGCGCCUCGGGGAACAACGACCUCACCGGGCAACGGCCCAUCUGAAGCCUGACGUUUUUGCUAUUCGGUGUUAGCACGGAGACAGGCAGACCGCAUCGAAUACGCGACUCACUUGUAACCCUCGGUACCACUCCAGGGGAUCUGUCCGAGUCGUCAGCGAAAUCACGUUCUAUGACUUCCUCUAAAUGCAGCUCGACUGGGACUUACCUCGGCGUUGUGCACACCAAUGCUCGAGAUGACGCCCCAGGGCCUCAAAAGAUCGAAGGCCGUCCUCAGCGCCGGGGGCAGCCCAACGACCUCAAUCACAGCAUCCGCGCCCCGCCCCUCGGUGACACUCUUCACCUUCUCAAACAUGCCCUCCUUGUCCUUGACAAAGUUCAGAGGCUCCGCGCCUAGCUUCCUCGCCUCCUCCAGGCGGCUGUCCACGCUGUCCACGGCAAAGAGGUGCUUCGGCUUGUACUCCAGCGCGGCGAUGAUGGCGCACAGCCCGACGGGCCCGCACCCGACAACCACCACGGUCCCGUUGGCGAUCUCGUUGGCCGUCAGCCGAGUGAAGGCGUUCUUGGCGCCAAAGUAGCCCGUCGGGAAGAUGUCCGCCAUGAGCACGAGGGACUGGUCGUCGAUCUCCGGGGGUGCCUUCACUACGGUGCCGUCGGCAUUGGGCACCCGGACGUACUCGGCCUGCGCUCCGUCUCUAGUUCAAACCGUCAGCCGGGAGCCCAUCUUCCUCUCGGGCAUCAACCCUUUAGUGAGGCUAUCUCUCCAGGCUUACAGUUUUGGGCAACCGAAGAGUAGGCUUUCGACGCAGCGGGAGGAGUAGCCAUUCUCACAAUAGAAGCACUUCCCACUGUAUCAUUGCGUUAAUGGUCAGCCAGCACUCUCAUGCCCCUUAUCGUUCUAUCCUGGGUUGAACUGUUGGUCGCAUGGACUAAGGUGGAGGCGCACCAGGUAGUUGUGAAGGGAGAGACAAUCUUGUCGCCUUCCUUGACUGUCUUCACGUCCGAACCAGCCUCGACCACGACCCCAGUAAACUCGUGGCCCAUGAUGAAGCCCGUCUCGGACGCGGCAUGUCCGCGGAACGUAUGCAGCUCACUGCAUAAGAGUCAGUAUCGGCAUAUCUGAAGCCAGUCUCGACCAUGUUCUGGUGCUGGGCGACACGUACGAGCCACACAGCGCCGCCGCUUGGACCUUGACGAUGAUGUCCCCGCCAUGUUGCACUGGGCAAGUCUUGGAGUUAGCACAGACAGAAAAGAAUCACGUUCAAAAUUGACCAAUGCCUCUCUUCACAGCAUGCAACUUUGACUCAAGUAAGCUUCAACGGCCGCCCGGGUGUCGCACUCACGCUUGGGGACCGGCCGGUCCUGAAUCGACACCUUGUGAGGGCCGUCGAAAACGACGGCCUUCAUAGUUUGCUGGGCCAUUUCCGUACAGGGAGUAAUCGACGGGCGACGUGGUAGCAGUACUCCGUAGCAGGGUCGUCAAUCGAGAACCUCUAUGAGACGGUUGAGAUGUACCAGACUCGACGAGCAGCUUUUGCCCUCACUGGUCCGUAGAAAUCCGUACCUCGGCUGCCGUGUCUACCCUUCUGCGAGACGGCAUUUGUUCGACUUCUGCGGGGAAGGGUGGACAGCGGGUCCCGCUGGUGGCAGUAGCGUCACACAGCGCCGAGAACCGGCGUGGGUGUGGGGUUCGG